AGCAGGUCAUCAUCAACUACAUAGGGUUAGUGCCCAGCAAGUUCUACAAGAUAUUCACUGACGAUGACAGGUCGAGCUUCGUCUCGCACGUGCUCUACUCUGUGGGGCUCAUCCUGGCCGAGGCUUUUGUUCUGAGCACCAAGUUGUAUGUAGCGUCAGUUUUGUAUAUAACAUGGCGCUCCAACAUUAGCACCGCCCUACACGAUCUCUACUUCUCAGAUAUAUUGUACUACAAACUGAACGUCGUUGAUAAAAGUAUAGACAAUCCGGACCAAAGAAUUACCCAGGAUGUUGACCAGAUGUGCAACACGUUUAGUAAAGUUCUGGUGCCCAUCAUCAUCACACCAUUCACCACAGGCUACUACAUGUACUAUAGCUGGCAGGUCACCCAGUACAUUGGCCCAGUCAGCACUGUGGUGUUCUUCAUCAUUUUUACAGUCAUCAACAAACUUCUCAUGUCUCCUGUGGUCAGAUAUUUUUAUUUACAACAGAAAAGGGAGGGUGACUUCAGAUUUCAUCACAUGCAAAUCCGAACCAACUCUGAAUCAGCAGCUUUCUACAGAGCAGGGAACUUGGAGAAAUCUAAAGCCAACAUGAAGCUUCAGUCUUUGCUUUCAACUCAGAAUAAGCUUAUACGUUGGGAGUAUGUGCUCAAUUGUAGCAUCAACACAGCUGAUUAUUUGGGUGGCAUUUUGAGCUACAUUGCCAUAGCCUUCUCUAUAUUUGGUGGUCAGUAUAAGGACCUUUCACCUGGGGACCUGACUGCGCUCAUUAGUCAGAAUGGGUUUUAUUCCAUUUAUCUAAUCAACUGUUUCACCAAGCUCAUUGACCAGUCUGUCCAAGUCACAGAUGUCGCUGGUGCUGCUCACAGAAUAAGUCAACUUUUUGAAGAACUUGGUAGACUGAAGGCUGACACAAAAGAUGAAAACAACUAUUACAUUCCAGCUGUGGAGAGGCCGCCAAAUGUUGAUUCCAGGCCUCUACAGUCCAGUGGCUCAACAGCUUUUAAAGUACAAGAUGUCACUUAUGGUUUACCAAAGUCUUCCAAAGUUUUGUGUAAAAACUUGACAUUCCAGCUGUCAGCAGGUACCUCUGUCCUGGUCACCGGGGACAGUGGCUGUGGCAAGACCUCGCUACUCAGAGUCCUCAGUGGAUUAUGGAAAUCUUCCUCGGGUGAUAUUGACAAAAAUGUGAAUCUGGGCCCAACAGGGUUGCUGUACUUGCCCCAGAAACCUUAUUUAACAGAUGGAACAUUGCGGGAGCAGGUAAUUUAUCCAUUACAAGAAUCUGAAACACUUCCAGAUGAUACAAAAAUUCUAUAUUACCUUGACCUUGUGGGGCUUAAAGGACUUGUUGAGAGACUUGGAGGGUUGAGUAUCAAUGCAGAUUGGAACUGGUAUGAUGAAAUGUCCCCAGGGGAGAUGCAGAGGCUUUCUUUUGUUCGGCUUUUUUUCCAUAAGCCUCCCUAUGCAAUACUGGACGAAGCUACGAGUCAGGUCAGCCAGGAGAUGGAGAGCCUGCUGUACAGCACCUGCAGGAAGCUGGGCAUCACCUACAUGAGCAUAGGUCAUAGGUCAACCAUCAGGCCCUAUCAUGAGAUGGAGCUGCACCUGACGGGGGACGGAGGCUGGGCUCUUAGUUCUAUAGGCAGCAACAUCAACUCGGAUUAUAAUUAGUCCUGUAGGUUAACAUUGCGGCUUUUAUUAAUAUGUUAAUUUAAUUUAUAUCUCAUUUAAAGUGAAUUAUAUUUUUUAAAAUUACAUUGAAUAAUAAUAGAAUAAUAAUUUCAAUUUUAGCAUCAACUUCAGCUUUUGAAAUUCAUAGUUCCAAAUAGUUUUGUCAUUACAGAUGAAUACUGAAGAAACAGUAUUAAAAACAAUCAUAAAUUGUUUACUUUAAUGUUUGUGUUCUUGGAAAAGACCUUUAGCACAGCAUUAAAAAUACUUAUUUUAUCGAUAUUGAAUAGAAAUCAUAUUUAAGACAUCUACUCUCAGGUAAUGCACAAAGCAUUGUUAUAUUUAUUUAUUCACAAAUCGUGUUCCAAUUACCUUCGAAUAACAAGUUAGUUACUAUGAUUCCAUGAUAUGUCAACACAUUCUGAUUGAAAAUGUUUUAUUCUAAUGUUGCUGUUUAAUCCCAUGUUAUUGUGAAAAUUGCAUUUUAAACGAGUACGUUUGUAGUUUUAAUGAACAUUGUUUUAAAUUGCAUUUUAAACUUAUGUGAGUUUGUAGUUAUAAUGAGCAUUGUUUUAAAUAUGAACUUUAAGAACCAUUUUUAAAAAUCAAUUUUAUAGACCAAAGUGUUUUUAUGUGGCAUUAUAUCUGUCUUUUAUCUUACUUCUAGAAACAUUUUUUGUUGGUAAUUUUUAGUUCACAAAUAAAUAGAAAAGGUGGAAAAUGUUAUUUUCAAUUUUCAGUUAUUUUUUAAAACCACUUUAAACAUCCUCAGAUAUUUUUCAACCUACUGCCAUUAUUUAAAAAAAAAAUAUUUUAUUUAAAAAAACGCAAACCAGUGUUCACUAUCUGUUAAUGAACCUAAUUAGAUCUUAUUGUAAUAAAAGGUUGUGAGGUCUUGCUCACUCCAGUCUUGUGGAAGUUGCCCUGUGCUCGCACCUCCACCCUGCUAUUGUAUGUAGGCCUAAUCACUGCCUUAUUUAGAAGCUUGUAUCAUACACUGAACAUUAAAGUAGAUAAACAAAGUAGCUAUUGAUAGAAAAAAAACAUGUUUAAAAUGUAUUUGCUAUAAAAUAUGUAUAUACAUAUAUGUAAUGAAUAUGGAUAGCAAUAUUUUAUAUUGAGAUUCCCAAAUAUUGAAAAUAAUAUUCCUUUCAAAUAUAUAUUUUUUGUAAACAAAAUUAGCUUUUUGUGUGCUUAAACUUAAAACAAUUAAAUUGAAAUUUGAUUAUUUUAUUAAAUGUUUUUCAUUUUUGAGUUAUCAUUAUUGUGACUAUUUUAUUAUUUUGUUUUGUACACUGUUAUAAAUCUGUUAUUUUAAUUGGUAUCGUUUUUUAUUGACUGAAUUUCUGUAUCUUAUGUUAUUGGAUUGAAAAUUGCUAGCAGCCUUUAUUUUAAUAGCAUUUUUUAAAGCUAAUAUUUAAACUUUUUUUGUGAUAAAUACUCUUUCAUAUUUUUUCUAGCAUUUUUUUCAUACUUGAAGUAAAAUGAUUUAUUUAGAUUUUAUACUGAACUUAUAAAUAAUUGAUUUCUUAAAAUAAUUCUAAAUUAAAAUUACAGGAAAAUAAUAAAGUGUCUAUAUCUGUUUACAGUUAGUUAAAAAUUAAAUAAUAUUCUAGCUUAAAAUGAUGUAUUUUACAACUUAUCAUUUUAUUAGUUCUUCCUAAAGUUUGUGUUCUAUCAAUAAUUCAAUUUUAAAAAAUUCUCUUGUGCCUUAAAUGUAACAACAUAUCUUUGUACCUGUUGACUAAUUAAAGUAUUCUUAUGAUAGUAUUAUCUUUAAGGAUCUCAAUUGAUGAGGUCCAUUAUAAAUUUUUAAGCUAACAAGAACUAAUUGACAUUGUUUUUAAACUACACCAUAUUUAGUGUAAUAUUUUGAAAAAUUAAUUUUUAUCAAACAUGAAAAUUGAUAAAAAGAUUUUUAGUUGUUUUUUUUUCAUGUAUUUUUCAAUAUUGAAUUUUUAGCAAAUAAAAGUCAUAAUUUAUUGACUUUAAAGUCAUAAUGUACCACUAAAAUUUUGUGUUUUUGGAAUUCAAAACCACGAAGAAAAUUUUAGUAAACUACAUAUAUAAAGAUAGGAAUUGAUUGAAAGCUAAUUAUGUGUUUAAACAUUUUAACAAUCCAACUAGUGUAUUUGAAUAAAUGAAAAAUAUUUUAAUAUAUCAUUUUCACCUUAACUCUUGUAUUGAUAUAUUAUUUUUCAAUGUUUUGAUAUUAUUGUUUAAUUAAAAAUGGGGAUGCAUUUGUAUCAAUAGCAUGUAUGCACAUAGAAUCAUAGAAUCCUGUAGGUUGGUGUACAUCCAGGGUACGACUGAGGAAGUAUUAAAAUAAAAUGCAAUUGUAUUUUCUAAAUUUUAUUAUAUGAUCAGCUUGGGCUUGAAACUUUCUUAUACUUGCUAUUACAUUAAAAAAAAAAGCAAUUGCAAAGACAUUUUAAAUAUUCAUUCAGUUUGUAUUGUAUGAAGUGUUUAUACUUACUUUUUAAAAUUUUUAUCAAUUAAAUUAUAAGGCUUUGUUUAUUUUUCUUAAAAGUAUACAUUUUCUCCUCAUUUUCAUUAUUUAGACUCCAUUUAUUUAAAAUACUUUUGGCUGUAGUGUUAGUUCUCGCUAACUUCACUGUGGGGGAAGAUUUGUUUUCUUGUUUGAAAGUGGUAUACUUUAAUUUAUGCUACCCAGAAUACUCUAGUUGACUGUUUGUUUGUGGGUUGUGUGAUGUGGUUGACGCACGAGAAUAUAACAUUUAAAAUAUCGACUGGAACAGAAAUACAGAUUUGAUAAUUUGCAGUAGUUUUAGAGAGGAGUGGAUGAAGAGCAAAGCUGAGCUUAAUUCUGGGUGGUGUGUAAAAAUAUACAGACAUGUUAAAAAAUGAGGCUAAACGUGAUGUCAAUUAUCGCUGACACUUUAUCAUACAUGUCAGUGGGGGUCUGUUGGCCCACAAUUGUUGUAACACUGCAAUAUAACAUCUUAUUUUCAGAACCAAACCUGAUGUUAGUUAAAAACUGACAGUGGGUGACUUUUUUUUUACCAUGUAGUUAUUAUAAAAUACAUAUUUUCAUUAUUAUAUGUUUUGAAUAUUGAAAUGUAAUGGAGUGAAGAGUGUAUUGAGUUAAUUUUAUUGAGGAAAUAAAUGUUAACGACUUU
Messenger RNA from Physella acuta, 4816 nucleotides. Its product is annotated as lysosomal cobalamin transporter ABCD4. Gene Ontology annotation, molecular function: long-chain fatty acid transmembrane transporter activity; ATP hydrolysis activity; ABC-type transporter activity. Gene Ontology annotation, biological process: fatty acid beta-oxidation; peroxisome organization; long-chain fatty acid import into peroxisome. The record is from RefSeq and is a predicted model, not a curated record. Gene Ontology annotation, cellular component: peroxisomal membrane. NCBI's taxonomy places the organism in Eukaryota, Metazoa, Mollusca, Gastropoda, Physidae.